AUGAAGGUUAGACAAGUAGUAAAAUUUAAUGAAAAAUUAAAAAUUGUUGGUGAUUUAUUAAAUACACCAGUGGAGGGACUUGAAAAUGAAAUCAGAAAUCUUAAUCCUUGGUUUUGUGAAAAUGAGUUAGUAACUCCGAUUAGUAUUGAUAUUAAUGGACUUGGACCAAUAUCAUUUCCUUUAGUAGAACAUCAAUUAAAUGAAUUAAUUAAAAAUGCUAAUGGAUUAAUAACCACAUCAAAUUCAAAAGAUUAUUUAAUUCCAAAUGAAUUUAUAAAAAUGGAGGAAUGGAACAAAACUUUAUCAAGCAUAUUCUUAUUUAUUAGAGAGAAAUUAGUUAUUAAUAAAGAUAAAGAAAUUGAUUUUAAAUUAUUAAAUAUUGUAAUUAGUAAUAAGGAUUCAAAUUCAUUAAAAUCAAUAAUACCAAAUAAUCAUCAAUUAGAUAAUAAGGGUAAAUUAUUUAUAGUAUUCCCAUCUAAAUCAAAUGGUGGUGAAAUAUUAAUUACAGAGGAAGAAAAAGAAGAAGAAGAAGAGGAGGAGGAAGAAAAAAUAGAGAGCAAAACAUCAACAUCAGUUGAAUCUACCACUACAACUACUUCCACUAAUAAAAGAAAAUUAUCAGAUGAAGCAACACCAACUACUAAAGCAACAAAACUAUCAACAGAAUCAUCGCCAUCAUCUAAAAAUGAAUUUAAACAAACUAAAUUCAAAUUCAAUGGAACAAUUGGUCCAAAAGUUUCAUUUGUAUGUUUCUUAUUAAAGUAUGGUCACUCCUUCCAAAUAAAACCAGUUGAAACAGGUUUAAGAUUAUAUUUAGAAUAUGAUUUUGCAUUAAAUGAUAAAAUAAACAUCAAUACUAAGACCAGAACCAAUACCAAUACCAAUACCAAUACCAAUACCAAUACCAACACCAAUACAAAUACAAAUAAAAAAGAAAUACAAAUUGAAACAAAAAAUAAUAUUCAAAAUUUAAAAGAAGAGAUUAACAAAUUAUUUUCAUCAAAAACAUAUGAUGGAGUUAAUAAUACAAUGUAUUAUAUAUUAAAUAAAAAAUAUGAUUUAAAUUCAUCAACUUUGUCAACAUUUUCAAAAAGUGAUGAAAAGGUUUUAAAUAAAUUGAAAAUAAUUGCAAAUAAAUUAAAUUUAUAUUUAUAUUAUACUUGGUUAAGAGUUGAAGAAAGUACAGUUGAAGCACCUAAAUAUUCCCUUGGUAAUGAAAGUGAACCAUUAUCAAUUGAUCUUGGAUAUAAAUUAAUCGAUUGCUUAGAAGGUGAUUUUAUUCCAACUUCCCAAAAAAUAAUAGGUUCAGUAAAACAGAGUGAAAUCAUCCCAUCCGAUCACUUUUCUGAUAUUUAUCCAUAUGAUACAGAUAAAGAAAAAGAUGAUUAUGGUUAUGUAGUUUACAAUGAAGAAUAUCAAAUCUCAUCUUUAAUAAUAUCAAAAAUUCCACUUUUAUUAAAAAAAGAUACAAUAAUUAUAGAUUAA
Dictyostelium discoideum AX4 is the source of this 1485-nucleotide messenger RNA. RefSeq lists its product as hypothetical. Lineage: Eukaryota; Evosea; Eumycetozoa; Dictyosteliales; Dictyosteliaceae. The transcript has 3 exons. The coding region runs from base 1 to 1485 and encodes 494 amino acids. The record is from RefSeq and is a predicted model, not a curated record.